Messenger RNA from Drosophila innubila, 1000 nucleotides. Its product is annotated as chymotrypsin-2. The coding region runs from base 2 to 892 and encodes 296 amino acids. Gene Ontology annotation, biological process: proteolysis. The record is from RefSeq and is a predicted model, not a curated record. Gene Ontology annotation, molecular function: serine-type endopeptidase activity. The transcript is spliced from 3 exons. NCBI's taxonomy places the organism in Eukaryota, Metazoa, Arthropoda, Insecta, Diptera, Drosophilidae.
CAUGGAGUGUCGCUUAUAUUUUACAAUAUAUAUCUGUAUAUAUUUCUGCUCGAGGGCACAAACCAAGGUGGCUUAUAGCAAGGGUAGCGAAAUCUUAUCCAAAACUUCAGUCGCAAAUGCUCUGCCCAAUGAUGAAGGAAAAGCCAUUGAGAACUCUAUAAAUGACGUUUCAACAAAUAUACCCAAAGCAACAUAUCCAUUUGUAGUGUCAAUACAAAGAAAUGAUGCUGGAAAGUACACUCAUCUCUGUGGUGGCUCCAUCCUUAACAAACACUUUGUAUUAACUGCAGCCCAUUGUACGUUGAAGCCGAGACAACUCUUGGCCAAAGAGCUGUCUGUGCUGGCGGGUUCCACUAAACUCUUCGAUAAGAAUGCAAAACGUUUUCAAGUUAAGGCGAUGAAAAAACAUCCUCAGUUUAUACCACUUAAGGGGAAUGAUAUACUUCUUCUGCAAGUGGAUCCCGAAAUACCAAUUGAUAAUAUUCGAUUUGACACAAUCGAUUAUCGGAAUUCGACCAGGAAAAGCGGAGGAUUGGAUACUUUCCUACUUGGCUGGGGACGCACAGAAUCAAAUAAGCCAAAGGAUCUGGAAGUUAUACCUUUUAAAUCUUUGGAUGAUAAAAAAUGUUUUCUCGACUUUCGCUUUAGAUAUUUAACAAAUUCGGAGAUCUGUGCAAUGAACCCAAAGGGACCUCGAGGAGCAUGUGAUGGUGAUUCAGGUGGACCUCUAGUGGACGAAAGUCAACAGUCGCUAUAUGGACUGCUCUCAUAUGGCAGGACACCGUGUGAGAUUGGAAAACCUUUUGCUUUUACACGGAUAAGCGUUUAUGUCGAUUGGAUUGAACAACAAAUGGCGAAUAUGUUAAAAAUGAAUGCAAAGAGUAUUAAAUAGAGAAUUCAGAGAUUUGAGAAAAAAUGGCACAUAAUUUAUUCAGUAUAAUUCCCACGUGGCGUUUUCAAAAUGUUUCCAAAAUGCAAAUAAAAGAAGUCACUUAAAAAA